AAAAUGGGAGGCGGUGGCAAUAUGUCUGCUCCAACAGAACAAAAGAAAAAUCCUCUCGAAAGAGUGCCAAGUUCAAAGCCCCCUUUUACAGUUGGUGAUAUCAAGAAGGCUAUCCCUCCUCACUGCUUUCAUCGAUCUCUCAUUCGCUCCUCCUCCUACCUUGUUCAAGAUCUCGUGCUUGUCUCCGUCUUUUAUUAUAUUGCCACCACUUACUUCCACCUCCUUCCAUCACCGUAUUAUUACCUAGCGUGGCCUAUUUACUGGAUUUUUCAAGGUUGUGUUUGCACCGGAGUAUGGGUCAUUGCCCAUGAAUGUGGCCAUCAGGCCUUUUGUGAUUACCAGUGGAUAAAUGACACUGUCGGUUUUAUCUUCCACUCUGCACUUUUAACGCCAUACUUCUCAUGGAAAUAUAGUCAUCGUCGUCACCACUCCAACACUAAUUCCCUUGAGCAUGAUGAAAACCAUGUUCCAAAGGUUAAAACCAAACUUAGAUGGUACACCAAAUUAUACGUGAAUAAUCCACUAGGACGAUUAUUAUUAAUUGCCUUCACCCUCACUGCUGGCCUGCCUUUGUACUAUGCCAUCAAUAUAGCUGGUAGACCUUAUGAUCGCUUUGCAAGUCAUUAUGAUCCAUAUAGCCCGAUAUAUAAUGAUCGUGAGAGACUACAAAUCUACAUUUCAGAUGCAGGUCUGAUUGCAACUAUUUAUGUAUUGUAUCGCGUUGCUCUGACACAAGGGCUAACUUGGGUUGUAUGCAUCUAUGGGGUGCCCUUACUAAUUGUGAACGGGUUCAUCGUGUUAAUAACUUUAUUACACCACACACACGCUUCAUUGCCACAUUAUGAUUCAUCGGAGUGGGAUUGGCUAAGAGGAGCACUAGCUACGGUAGACAGAGACUAUGGUGUGCUAACUAAGGUGUUCCACAAUAUUACAGAUACACAUGUUGUGCAUCAUUUAUUCUCAAGUAUACCACAUUACCACGCGAUGGAGGCAACUAAAGCUGUGAGGCCAUUACUAGGAGAAUACUAUCAAUUUGAUGGAACUCCAUUUUACAAAGCAAUAUGGAGGGAUUUUGAGUGCAUCUACGUCGAGAAAGACGAUGAAGCAACUCAGGGAAAGGGUAUUUUCUGGUAUAAAAACAACUUCUAA
Molecule: messenger RNA, 1149 nt
Organism: Solanum verrucosum
Lineage: Eukaryota; Viridiplantae; Streptophyta; Magnoliopsida; Solanales; Solanaceae
Product: delta(12)-fatty-acid desaturase FAD2-like
Exons: 1
Coding region: 4-1149 (381 amino acids)
Biological process (GO): lipid metabolic process
Molecular function (GO): oxidoreductase activity, acting on paired donors, with oxidation of a pair of donors resulting in the reduction of molecular oxygen to two molecules of water
Source: RefSeq, a predicted model, not a curated record